Trichomycterus rosablanca is the source of this 5063-nucleotide messenger RNA. Its product is annotated as protein Smaug homolog 2. Gene Ontology annotation, biological process: nuclear-transcribed mRNA poly(A) tail shortening; regulation of mRNA stability; negative regulation of translation. The transcript is spliced from 12 exons. Gene Ontology annotation, cellular component: P-body. NCBI's taxonomy places the organism in Eukaryota, Metazoa, Chordata, Actinopteri, Siluriformes, Trichomycteridae. Gene Ontology annotation, molecular function: translation repressor activity; mRNA binding; protein binding. The coding region runs from base 581 to 2614 and encodes 677 amino acids. The record is from RefSeq and is a predicted model, not a curated record.
GGACUCUCCCCAUACUCAGUGAGAAUUCGGAUCAGCAGUAAGUAUUACUGCAUCACACCAGCACACUCACACACACGGUGGGUCUGUACUGAGGACGGACGCGGUGUACGAGGAGUUUCCGAAAAAACCCGAGCGCUUCACGAAGACGAUCCGAAGAAACAAAGAGGAUCCUGCGCCCGAUCCUGUGCUGGAAAAGAGCGGAGGCUGGAUAUGAUAUAGCAAGGCCUGGCUAAGCUAACAGCGCUCUGCUAGCUUGGAUUUCACCAACACUGCCUUGAGCAUUCGGAGCGUCUUGGAGCCGCGCCUUUCUUCCGAGUGUUGGUCACCGGUCUCGCACCCUUCCUGGGACCUUUGAGCUCAGACAUCAUUGCUUUCUCCCCACGCUGGUGGCCCUCACACCGGGCCAGAACCAUGUGAAGCCUUUCUUAUGCGGCUGCCGAGUGGACUGUUGGACCGUUGCAUCAAGGCCCCCAGCCUUUAGGGUGGGGUGUUCCUUUUGAACUGUGUCCCGAUUCAUUCCAGAAGACACGCCCGAUUUUACUGAACCCCGUACCCCGUGAGCAUUCCGCCAGGGUUCGCCAUGAUGUUCCGGGACCAGGUGGGGAUACUGACUGACUGGUUUAAGGGAUGGAACGAGUGCGAACAGACGGUGGCGCUGCUGUCGCUGCUGAAGAGGGUGUCGCGGACGCAAGCGCGCUUCCUCCACAUCUGUCUGGAGCACUGGCUGGCCGACUGCACCGAGAUACACUUACUAGAGGCCGAGGCCAACAACGCAGCCAUCGUCAGCCAGUGGCAGCAGGAGCCGAAGGAGAAGGCGGUGUCGCUGCUGCUCUCGCACCUCCCGCUGCUGCAGCCGCGCAACAGCGAGGCCAAAUGCGAGUACAUGAAGCUGCUGCAGCAGGUCCUGAGCCACACCAUAGAGAGCAGCCUGUUCGUGGAGGAGAGCCGCCAGCUGCUGUCAUACGCGCUCAUCCACCCCGCCACCACGCUCGACGACCGUACCAACCUCGCGCUCUGGCUCAACCACCUGGAUGAGCACCUCUCCGCCCGCCCCCUGCCCCCUGCCUCGCACCAGUCCGGACUCUACUACCACCACCACCACCAUGCUCGGCAGGGUUCCGACGAGUGGACCAGCUCGGCCGAGACGCUGGAUGGCCACGUCUGGCUCGAUAAACCGCCGUCUACGUGCAGCUCGCCCGCCGGACAGAACGGCCACAUGGCGUUUCCCGGGACGGGAGGCAUGACCUCACCCGGCAUCGGUAACAGCACAGGUCUGCCUGGUCAGGUGCACCCGAGCCCCCUGAAGCGCACCGUGUCCCACAUUCCGGCCAAUCAGCAGGUCUGUAGCUCCGAUUGGCCAGGCCAGGAAGACACGUCCGGGCGCCAGGGCGCGGCCGGGGUGGAGCACGCACCUCUGUCCCCGCAGGGCAGCGUGGCAUCAUCGGGCAGCGAGCAGACGGACGAGCAGUCCAACGCGCGCAACACCUUCCAGGAGGACGGCAGCGGCAUGAAGGACGUACCGACGUGGCUGAAGAGUCUCCGUCUGCACAAGUACGCCUCCCUCUUCUCCCAGAUCAGCUACGAGGAGAUGAUGGUCCUCACAGAACAUCACCUGGAGUCACAGAACGUCACUAAAGGUGCUCGGCACAAGAUCGCUCUGAGCAUCCAGAAGCUGAGGGAGCGCCAGAGCCUCCUCAAGUCUCUCGAGAAAGACAUCCUGGAGGGCGGGAACGUCCGGAACGCCCUGCAGGAGCUGCAGCAGAUCAUCAUCACACCCAUCAAGGCCUACGUCCCCGCCGCCGCCGCCACCGCCGGGCUGAGGGACGCCGAGCCUGCCGGGAAGGGGGUCAAUCCGGUGGACGAGAAGGAUUCGGGCGUGGAGGGAUUCCAGAGCCACAAUCCCGCCCCGUGUGACGGGGAGUCGUCGUCCACGCCCAUCUCAGAGGGUGACAUCCCCGGGCAGUUAACCAGGGUGAUGGGGAAAGUUUGCACGCAGCUGCUGGUGUCGCGACCCGACGAGGAGAACAUCAGCUGUUACCUGCAGCUCAUCGAGAAGUGUUUAACACACGAGGCAUUUUCAGAGACCCAGAAGAAGAGGUUGGUAUCAUGGAAGCAGCAGGUGCUGAAGCUUCUCCGUCUGUUCCCGCGAAAAGCCAUGCUGGACAUGCCCGUGUACAGACAGAAAGGGUGGGCGUACGGUUCGAACUCUCUGCCCACAGCAGGCUCUGUGGGUGGGGUGGUGUCCCGGCGAGGACAGAGGCAGUUCACCCUGCCGCCCCGCGGCGCCCCUCUGCCCAGCCGCAUCGGCAUCGCCACGCACUCGCCGAGACACACGCUUACCAACCAGCCCGGCCUCACCGCACAGGGUAGACAGAAUCUGUGGUUUGGGAAUCCAGGAGGCAGCAACAGCAUGCCCGGUCAGAGCCGCAGUUCCGUACAGAGAACACACUCUCUUCCUGUACAGACGUCCCCACAAACCAUGCUCCUGUUCCAGCAACCAGAAUGCCCAGUUCCGGGACCUGACCCGGAGAUCAACCCCACGCUGGAGUCACUGUGCCUCAGUAUGACAGAACACGCCUUAGGGGAUGGGAUGGACCGAACGUCGACGUUAUGAAACUAAAAGAAGCCGAAUCGAAUCUGAGCUCCUUCAUCACUUCAUGCAACCGAAUCGCCUGCUCGCUCGCUCGGCCCCCCGCAGCCUGGAACACAAGGACACGCGUCACUACAGAAGAGAUGAAAGCGAAAGUGAACAUGUUCUCCUGAUAUUUUUCUACUUUAUUAUACUGAGUUUAUUAUAAAUACAGAUCACUAUUAUAUAGACGGGACACGGUGGAGUGUGUGCAGAGCGCUGGGCAUCCUCUCGCUCCCAUAAGCUCCGCGGGGUGUUGGCACCCUGGCACUCUUCCUCCAGCUAUAGGGCCUGAAUUGAAGGGAGGGGGCGCAGGGGAGAGAAAGAUUGGUGCUGUUUUUAAGGGCUCUUGAUUAGCCUGUUCUGUCCUUUAUUCAGGAGAUGUUACCCCACACACACACACACACAUGCGCACACACACUCUACGUGCUGACACGCUGCAUGAGAAGCUUCUGGGCACUUUGUGAAUUCCGUUGGCAGAUACAAACACGUGGCAUCACCGAUGCUUUGUUGUUUAUUAUUAUUAUUAUUAUUAUUAUUAUUAUUAUUUUUAUACACCAGCCUCGAUUACUGUUACUGUUCUGUGAUGAUGAAUCUCCAGGGAGGGAGAAACUGAACGUCUGGGAAUCCACGUCUGAUCAUUUAAAUGCGGUUUUAUGCGCCAGACGAGCACCAAAAACAAGAAGAACUGACGAACCGAUGGCAGGUCGACUUUGUUAGGUCAGCGUGGUUAGAACUUCAGUCACAUUCGAUCAGUCUGCGCUCAAAUCUCCAGGGUGUUGUGCCAGAACAGUGUCAAAUUCCCUCUGGUCCUCAAGUAAUGGAGCAUCAAUCAUCUAAAAACGAAAUCCUUUCUGGAUUGUUUUGCUCACCUCUCUCUCUCGAUUGGUCUGUAGAUCUAAAAUCGAUCCUAAAAGCCGUAACAUUAUGACAUCAUUUUACUUAUGACAUCGUUCGACACCACUGUGUUCCCUUGACGAUGCCGCUUCCAUCGACACGGUUCCAGAUGAAUCGGUGGACCAUCCUGUUCCAGCAAAACAGAACCGCACGACUCCCUGACCGUCGGGGUCUAGCAUUACGGCUGCACCCUUCUCCCGGUGCGCCCGCUGUAGACCAGUGCCUUCGCUUUCUAAACCCGCUCAGAUCUUUCCUUCUCCUCCAUCCAGCCCCCCCGGUUCUGAUCAGUAUUUGUGCACUUGUUAUAUUUCUCCGCUCUUCUUUCAUUCGGUGCAUUUUCGGUCCCGGCCGGCACCUCUGAACAUGCAGCUUAGGUUCGGCGCCACCUCGGACCUCGAAACGGUCCGUCGCAGGCUCUCAGGGAUGCCCGUGAAAGGCCAGAUAUUAAUUAAUCAGCGCCUCGGCACUAAAUUUCCCAACAAAACGGAUCAGAUUAACAGCUUACAAACAUUUAUUAUUUUUAUGUGUUUUAUCCCCUGUCUUUGUGCAGUGCCAUCGAUCAGCCAGCAGAGGGCAUCAAUGCUGCAUUCCUCAUAACUGCAGCAUUGACGCCCUCUGCUGGCUGAUCGAUGGCACUGCACAGAGACCCUUUGGACCAGCUGAUCAUCGUCUGUAUGGGCGCCUGACCGGCUGGUAGCAGUGUCCACAGUCAAGUCAGCUUUAUUUCCAUCGCUAUAGUCAUACAUCAAACUACUUUGCUAGUGCAGACGGCUGUAAUCUGGCGGCAUCUAGAAAAACGAGCGUCCAAAAUGCCACCUCUUACUAUUGCUUCAUCCAGGUCAGGGUCGCGGUGAGUCCUGAGCGCCCGAGGAAACCCACACAGACGUAGGGAGAACAUACAAACUUCACACAGAAAGGAAUCGAACCCAGGACCUUCUUAAAACAAGAACAGAAUCUUCACAAAGCACUUCGCUGUCAGUCAGAAGGAGGGAUUACGCUGAUAACUUAAUAGCACUUGUUUCGCAAAAAAAAAAAAAAAGACUCACCACUACGUACGUCAGAUAUUAACGAUAUUAUUAGCCAGACCGUCGAGACGCGUGUUCGAUUAACAUGUUUACACUUCACGUCAGUCGCCAAAGCAGAAAGACACUUGACACUGAUUUUCUAUCAGCAGGGGAUUGUGGGAGUUGUAGUUUUUUGAACGUUAGAGCUGGACUCAUUCAUUCAAAUCACUCAACCCCCAAAAUCCUGAUCAUCAGCGUUUGUUGAACCCCGUCUCGUCUCGUCCCUCCCUGCCAGUCGAGAGAUUUUAUGAAUCCCAGCCUGAAAGGUGCUUCUAUAAAUAUAUCUACGAGAAAUCAUUUGUAUUUUCGCUUGUUUUUUGGAUCUCCUUUAUUCCUUGGAUGGUACAGCCCGCUAGCGUGACGAACUGUAAUAAAAGUCUUGAGGCCACAACAGGAGCGGAACGAGGAGCGUGUACAGGUCUCCCAUUCGCUCCUGAUUUCCUGUUUCUCUAGUAAAAUGUUAUUUCAUCAAA